AUGCAAAAUGCUAUUGUAAAGCUUGAUAAAACAUGGAAAAAGCCAGUAACUAUUGCUUCUACUCAAACAGUAACAGGCCAAUUAGGUGUAUUACCUGCACAAAAAAAGACAAUACCUGAAACACAACAAUCUGAAAUUGAGUCACCUAAUAGAAUUUUAUACAUACAAAAUUUACCAUCAGAUGUCACUGAUGAAAUGUUAAGUUUCUUAUUUCAACAAUAUCCUGGUUUCAAAGAAGUUUGCCUUGUACCUGGAAAAUCAGAUAUUGCAUUUGUAGAAUAUGAAGCAGAUCAUAAAGCAACAGUGGCUAAAGAUGUGUUAAAUAGAUUCAAGAUUACACAUGAUAAAGAAAUGAAGGUUAUAUUUGCAAGAAGAUGA
Messenger RNA from Entrophospora sp. SA101, 378 nucleotides. Lineage: Eukaryota; Fungi; Glomeromycota; Glomeromycetes; Entrophosporales; Entrophosporaceae. The record is from the annotation of a GenBank genome assembly.